CUAUAAGCAAGAAAACGUUCAACAAAAGUCCAGUAAAAACCAAAAUAAUACGCACUAAUCGCAAAAAAUUGCAAGUUGUUUAAUUUGUAAGCUCGAGAGAAAUUAAAUUGAAAUUACGUGGCGGUAGCCACUUGAGGAUAUACAACUGUUAAAGGGCAGCCAGCUAUUCCACCUGGCCGCACUUUUUGCACUUAUCACUGCGCAGUCACAAUUGCACAAAGAACGUCAAUAUUUGUAAAUCGAAUUAGCGAACGCUGCGCCCAGAAAGUUAAUUUUCCGCCGCAGAAUGGAUCAUCGUACUUUUCUGUCACUGGUCUUUGUGCUUAGCGGCACCUUCAACGUUCUGGUGGUGAAAUGGGCCAAUCAGCAGCAGGUGAUUGGCAGCGAUGGAAAACCCCAUGGAUUCCAGCAUCCAGUGGUCUUCACCCUGCUCAUGUUUUUGGGAGAAUUCCUUUGCUUUUUGGUCUUUAAAGUGAUUCGCCUGAUCUCGAAUCGUCGUGGGACCAUUUCUGAUCUGGAUAGCAUCCUGACGCCGGAUAGCACCGAAUUCAGCCCUUUGAGCAUGCUCCUGCCCACCGUGCUGGAUGCGGUCUCCUCUAUUCUUUUGUUUACCGGACUUUACUUGACUUACGCCAGCAGUUUUCAAAUGAUAAGGGGCGGCGCUCUGAUCUUCGUGGGUAUCUUCAGCACCAUGUUUUUAAACCACACACUCAGUUGUCGUCACUGGCUGGCCAUUUUUACCAUAUCCUGUGGUCUGCUAGACAUCAUCAGUCUGGAUGUUCAGCGCGUGGAAUAUGACCAGUUUACAUUGCCAUACACUGACAAAAAUUGCAUCCUGACCGGCGACUUGCUAAUUAUCAUAGCAGAGAUUUUGCACGGUCUACAGUAUGUUUACGAGGAGAAGCAGCUCAAGACCUCGAAUGUUGCGCCUUUGCAGGCCGCUGGUUGGCAAGGAAUCUUUGGCUUGAUCAUCACCUCGCUUCUGGCCGUUUGCUUGCACUUCUUGCCAAGCGUGAGUCCCUUUAACGGCAGCUCGCGUGCGGUCUUCGACGAUUGGAGCGAUCUCUUUGCGGGACUGCAGGGAAAUCCUUCCUUGAUUAUGGCCCUGAUCAGCUUCACGGUCUCUUGUGCCUUUUACAACUUUGUUGGCCUUUUCAUUGCGAUGUACUCUUCAAGUGCCAACCGCCUGCUGGCCGAUGGACUACGCGUAUACUUCAUCUGGGUGUUUGUAAUUAUGAACGAAUGGGAGUACAUUAACCUGGUCACGAUCAUGGGCUUCAUUAUCCUGCAAAUGGGCGUCAUCCUCUACCGGCAGGCUCUCUUUUUGGAUUGGUAUCGGACUGCAGUGGCUCGCUGGCACCGUGCUCGUUACGUGGACUUGAAUACGGAUAAUGCAACUGUUCCGAACAGCCGACCAGCAGAUGUGAUUUAAAGAAACUGAGGAGUAACAGGAGUGAAAGGAUUGUGAUAAGAGAGAUGGGCUGGAUAUCAACCUUGGGCUGAUUCUUGAAAAUUACAUACUGAUUAUAAGAGUUUAAAAUUUACAUCAUAUAAGCAAAUACACACAUUUAAUUUUUCUUGAACCUGUA
Molecule: messenger RNA, 1589 nt
Organism: Drosophila ficusphila
Lineage: Eukaryota; Metazoa; Arthropoda; Insecta; Diptera; Drosophilidae
Gene: Tango9
Product: solute carrier family 35 member F6
Exons: 4
Coding region: 287-1432 (381 amino acids)
Biological process (GO): pyrimidine nucleotide-sugar transmembrane transport
Cellular component (GO): Golgi membrane; intracellular membrane-bounded organelle
Molecular function (GO): pyrimidine nucleotide-sugar transmembrane transporter activity
Source: RefSeq, a predicted model, not a curated record